UCCUGCUACCUGCUGUCAGCUGUGGCCUAUUCUGUCGCUUGGGGUUAGGCGUGCCGUUCAUCAUGGGGGCUAGGAAUGAAACGGACUUCCUGAACUCGGACUUCCCGAUGUACGCUGCUGGUGGGGUGACCCUGUUCAUCAUCUACCGCGCUUUCGUGACCAAGUCCCGCGGCGAGCCCCUCCAACCGGCGUGCAUGUCUAAGGGGGUGUUUCCUGCGGCGUUCUUCACCUUCGUCGGAUCCCUGGCCUGCCACGAGAUGUUGCUGGACAUGAUGGGCUACCCCGGGGGACUGACGGCCUGGGCUCCUGCGGUGCUAGCAGUGGUGGCUUGCUCCUGGGUGGCCUACCGCGGACAGCUGGCGGCAUCGGGGGGCGAGCUGGGCUUGUCUGUCAUCGCUCCCGUGGUGGCGCUUGCUGCUCUCACCAUUUCUUGGCUCGUCGCCGACGAGGUGGAACAGCCGCAGAACCUCACCAAGGCGCAGCUAAAGAAGGCCGCGAAAGAUGCUGCUAAGAAGGCUGCCGCGGGGAUAGGGGCUGCCGGCGGCGGCAAGAUGCUAUACCUGGAGAAGGGCAAGGACGUCGUCACCGAGCAGCUGCACGUGGCUCUCGGCGUACUCGUUGUCGUAGUGCUGGUUCUUGCACUGGUGAAUGGGCCGGGCGUCUGGCCUCGCAACCUGCAGCAGGGGGCCUUCCCCGCCUGCUUCAUGAUCGCGUCCGGGGUGUUGGCCUACAACUCUUUUUUGCGCCAAGCCCGAGAGUCUGACGGAGGCAGCUUGGACGACUUCUUCCCCGCCUUCGCUGCUGCCCUUGCGGCCACCCUCCUAGCCCGCAAGGGGUCUGCAAUGCAAGCAUCGGCGUAGUUUUUUUUUU
Messenger RNA from Ectocarpus siliculosus, 870 nucleotides. NCBI's taxonomy places the organism in Eukaryota, Phaeophyceae, Ectocarpales, Ectocarpaceae. The record is from the annotation of a GenBank genome assembly.